CCUGGAUCAAACAUAUCUAAUGCUCUCAAAAAUCUUUUAAGUUAUAUUAUUCUUGAACUUAAGGAUAAUUCUUAUCAUUUACUUAUCAAAUCAUAUCUAGCACUUGGUCAAAUUAAUGAAGCUGUUGAAACAAAUGGACUGAAAAAAUAA
Molecule: messenger RNA, 150 nt
Organism: Funneliformis geosporum
Lineage: Eukaryota; Fungi; Glomeromycota; Glomeromycetes; Glomerales; Glomeraceae
Source: the annotation of a GenBank genome assembly